This is a messenger RNA of Daldinia vernicosa, 1332 nucleotides long. RefSeq lists its product as uncharacterized. The record is from RefSeq and is a predicted model, not a curated record. The transcript is spliced from 3 exons. The coding region runs from base 451 to 1185 and encodes 244 amino acids. Lineage: Eukaryota; Fungi; Ascomycota; Sordariomycetes; Xylariales; Hypoxylaceae.
CAUCCGGUGUUGUGUCACUUACAUACAAAAGAAAGGUCAAACCUCCACUUCUCUUUUCUAUUGAAUUUACUUCCGAGUUGCCGGCGUGUGACCAAACCCGUCAAGUGUUUAAUAAAACUUUGGAUCGAAAGCGCGCAUGGUCAAUUCGUAUAUUCUCCCAUCAAUUCAAGUCACCCCACUACUAAGCAGAUAAAACGACGUGCUACAAAUCUCCUCAUUCGAGCUCGGCGUUCCUUACAUAUUUGAAGCCAUCUGCCGUCAACAACCUGGUCGCCAAGAAAAACCCCAAACCUACCUGUAGCUUCAGCUAUCCACCCCUACAGAACCAGAACUCCGACGAUUUCACCACUACUACCGCAUCGACGGUGUUAUCUUAGUAAUUGCUUGGAUGAAGAAGAUCGAAAGCUUCAACAUAUUCAUUCAUCUUAAGAGGAAAAUCAACAACCCACCAUGAAAGGAUCUACACCUGCAUUAUUUGUCUGCGCCUUCGCAACCUGGGCUCUCGCAGCACCAGUAGCUACAGUUCAGAAGACCCCAAAUAUUGCCGAAUCAAACCACACGCAGCAAACAACAAAACAGACAGAUUUUCUAUCGAGAACAGCCCUCUUCCUUUCCACCCUUACACCCUCGCGAAUAUCAAUUGAGAAGCACAACAACGUCGUCGUCGCAGAAGAUGGCCAACGCGUCCAAUUGCCAGAAAAUCUUGCCGGGGCAAAAUCCUGGGAGACUCCCCACGUUCUCGCAUUUCUUACAUCAUUAGCCCGCCCGAAGAAGCAAUCGCCAUUCCCCGAGUCAAGCAUCAUAAGAGAGGAGACUCGCGGAAACAUGAUGGAUGCCGAGCCGCAGGAAACCAUCGUGGAGCUUGAAACCAAAGCGGAGCGUGAGUCGUGGACGUAUCUUCCCUAUGUGUCGCAAGAUAAAGUCUUGCGUUUCCGUUGCGUGCGUAAGGCCGCAGACACAAUGAUGAUUGCGCUCCCCGUCGCCGCCACUGCCAUGAUCCUUAUGGCUAUCCUUUCUAGGGCGCUUCGACGCAGGGUUUGCGUCCUCCGGACGUUGAAGACGUUGAAGAAGGGGGAAAUCCAUCUCGACGAUAAAGAAAUGGCAUUCCCUAAUCAAUCUUCAAGACAAAAACACAUGCCAGCUACAUAUACGUCAGUCUACUCCGACGACGGAGUCAAGUCGUAACACUGCCGAUAAUAAAAAUCAAGAGAUACGAGGGCCACGGGGUGUUACUUUUUAUUUUAUUUUAUGAUACCAUAACCAGGUCUUGGCGUUUAGGAAUCUGAGCUGGCAUGCUCUAGGGUAUUGAGACUUGUUUCAUUAAGGAAACCG